CGGUCCAUCCAUCCAUUACAAUCACAGCCUUGCAAUUAAUUGUUUUAAUUUAUCACAGAUUAUCACAGAUUAUCACACGCUAUAAAACCUAUAGAAUAGACGCUAUGGUGCGACCCUGUUCCAGCUCAUCAUUAGACUGGAGGGCUGGCCAUGGUGGUCGGGAGAGUGAGUCUCCCCUUGACUCUGACUGCGCGCCUUUCAAUGGUUUCAACCCUUCGCACCAACAUGGGCAUCCAGUCCUGGCGAUCACAGGACUUACAAGCACGUGUACCAAUUCGACCAACCCGAGUUCGGUGCUUUCCAGUCGAAUGGACAUCCGCGGAUCGAACUUCCCACACAGCAAAGCGGCGAUCUAUAACAACAUGGAGGGGGACCAUCACAGAUUGCUUCGUGGAGAGCUUCUGAUCCUUCUUCGGGUGAUGCUGGGUCGGUUGAGGAAACGGCCUCUUCUGGAAUAUAUGAUUGCACCGGUCUUCAUGGUGUCCUUCAUGGGCAAACGUGCUCGUGCCAUUGAAGCGUACUACGAUGGGCAGCUCCUGAUUCUGAGGCGCACGGCCUUUUACAGUUUUCCGGCACAGAUUUCUCCUACUUUCAAGGAGCUGGGAGAGUGGUACUACGGCAAUCCAACGGGUAAUACCCUCUAGGAGCGGUUUCUUCUUUCUUUUUCUUCCUUUUCUUGGUUUUUGGUAGUGAUGGCGUCGUGAGAAUCUGGUGUCAAUGGAUUUCUUCUCGGGGAAUUUGGGGUUGGAUGGAACUUUCGCAAUGCGGCGCAGGCGCCUGCAUAUUUUCCAUGGUUCGACCUAGCUCUAUCAAAGCGAC
Aspergillus brunneoviolaceus CBS 621.78 is the source of this 819-nucleotide messenger RNA. RefSeq lists its product as uncharacterized. Bases 105 to 644 code for a protein of 179 amino acids. The transcript is spliced from 2 exons. Lineage: Eukaryota; Fungi; Ascomycota; Eurotiomycetes; Eurotiales; Aspergillaceae. The record is from RefSeq and is a predicted model, not a curated record.